GCUUCAAUUACCAUUGGUUUUUUAAAAGCACUGGUUUACAUGCUGGAAAAAUCGGCUAGUCAAAAUCCUCCCCUCUUUUUUUGUUUCAAUUAACUCGACUAAUCGGCGAAUUUCUUUUCCAUACACUUUUACAUUAUUUUUUCUUUCGCCCUUGUAAUUUCUCUACACACAUUUACAUACAUACGCUUUUAUAAAGAACAGCCUUAAGAAAAGCUUUAGAACAGAAGAAGCAAAAUGGUGAAUCCGGGAUACAAAAACUUCAAGGGCGAAGAUUGGGUAGACCCAACACCGCCCCCCUCCCAUUUGCCCCAUGUCGACGAAGUAGGCAGCACCGGCGCACCGCUCAAAUCCGCUUCUUUCUUCAUCGGGAGCGUGUGCAAAGAGUACAACGAGGACUUUAUGCUUUGCAAAAGCGAGAGCCGCGAUCCCAAGCACUGUCUCUUGGAAGGACGCAAGGUGACGCGGUGCGCGAUCGAUGUUUUGCAGAAGAUCGAGAGCAACUGUUUGGAGGAGUUUAGGGCGCAUUGGCAUUGCUUGGAUGGGAAAAAUCAGGAGUUUGGUCGCUGUAGGGAGCCGGAGAAGACGUAUAAUGCUUGCUUGUUUAAGGCUCUUGGAUGGAAGAAGACCAUCCCAGGAGCACCCACAAACAAACCUGAGAUACACGAGAGAAUCCCGCUGACGAAAUAGAAAAAAGGGUUUUAUGGUUCGUAUAGGGGAGUUUCUUUUAUUUUUAUCUCUAUGCGUUUUUUUAUAUUCUUAUUGGAAACUUUCAAUACAACAAAUAAAGUUGAAUACGGGAUCAACUCGGUGCCGGCCGCCGGUGCUGGCGCAGUAUACGCCGUCACAGAGAACAUGUGAACUCGAAAAGGAAAAAUAUAUAACUCGCGCUACAUACAGCUUUUUCUUUUUGCGUGUGCAGUGCAAGUGCAGUGCUCAAAACUACAUGCGAGGGGGGUUAUUUUUUACGUCUCUUCUCUCUUUU
This is a messenger RNA of Kickxella alabastrina, 982 nucleotides long. RefSeq names its product putative NADH dehydrogenase 22K chain precursor. Lineage: Eukaryota; Fungi; Kickxellomycota; Kickxellomycetes; Kickxellales; Kickxellaceae. The transcript has a single exon. Gene Ontology annotation, biological process: mitochondrial electron transport, NADH to ubiquinone. The record is from RefSeq and is a predicted model, not a curated record. Bases 235 to 687 code for a protein of 150 amino acids.